AUGGAGUACAUACAAAUGUCUGCAAGUACUCUAUACAGGAUGAGGUCAAAGGCUUUGAGGGAUAUUAAUGGGGGUCAUGACAUCUCACAUGCCCAGCUUCCGGACUACUGUGAAAUGGUGAGAUCAACAAACCCAGGUUCUUCUGCACUCUGUUCUUGGACACCUGAAGAUCAUAUUGAUAGGCCUCUGCAAUUCCUAAGUAUCUUGAUAUCAUUCAAAGGCUGUAUAGAUGGGUUGCUAGCUGGCUGUAGGAACUUCAUAGGUUUGGAUGGGGAUCACUUAAAGGGGAAUUAUGGUGGUGUCCUGUUAUCUGCAGUAGCAUUGGAUGUAAACAAUGAGAUAUUCCCCUUUGCUUGGGCAAUUGUAUCAGUUGAGGACACAAAUAAUUGGAAGUUCUUUGGUAUUGAUGCUGCAUUAAAUGAGUUGUGGCCAAAGGCUGGAAGACGAUAUUGCUGCAAGCACCUGGUAAAAAAUUGGAAAAAACCAUUGCCUGGUCCUUUGAUGUUUAGCCUGUUCUGGAGGGCUUGUGGGGCCUAUUCUGAGUUCACAUUCAAGAAAGCCAUGAAACAACUACAGAAGGUCAAUCCAGCUGCUUUGAUAUGGUUGUCUAAAGUUGGGGACCAAUCAACAUGGACCGAGCACAAAUUCAAUGAGGCUAUCAAAUGUGAUGUAAACAAAAGCAACUUUGUGGAAAGCUUUAAUGCCACAUUGGGUAUGGACAGAGCAAGAUCUGUUCUGACUUUGUUAGAAGGAAUUAGGAGAACAACAAUGGUCAGGAUGUGCACUAAGAAGCAAGCUUCUGCAGACUGGAUAGAUGAUGAUAUAUGUCCAAGAAUCAAGGCCAGAUUUAAAGUGAUAACUCAAGAGUCCAGGUGUUGCAAGGCAUACCCUAGUGCUUAUGGAUAUGAGGUCACUGAUGGAAAAUCAGUGCUCCAUGUCAGUUUUGCAGAAAAAAGGUGCCUAUGUAGGGUACGGCAGAUUUCUGGAAUUCCUUGCAAGCAUGGCAUGAGAGCCAUCUUGCAUGCAAGGCUUGAUCCAAAACAGUUUGUACAUGAAUGGUGCUUUAUGAGAAGGUACAAGGCUGCAUAUGCUGAUGGAAUCAACUCCAUCCCUGACAGUGAUCAAUGGCCAGACUUUGACAUGCCUAAAAUUGAACCUCUUGCCAUGAAAAGAAGAGUUGGCAGGCUUUGUAGAGAGAGAAGAAGGGAUGAAGAUGAAGAAAGGAACGGUAAGAGAAGCAAAACCAUUAAGUGUAGCAACUGUCAAUGCUAUGGGCACAACUCAGCAACAUGCAAAGGAGGCCCCACUUCAAAACAAGUUGCUGCUGCUUCUGCCUCUACAAAGGGUAAAGGGAAGCAAGCUGCUGCUGCUUCUGCCUCUACAAAGGGUAAAGGGAAGCAAGCUGCUGCUGCUUCUGCUGCUGCAAGGAUAAAGGCACUGCUGCUUCAGCUUCUACAAAGGCUAAAGGCAAAGGACCCAUGUCUUAUUCACAGCCUGCUCCAAAAAUGA
Messenger RNA from Chenopodium quinoa (quinoa), 1509 nucleotides. RefSeq lists its product as uncharacterized. Gene Ontology annotation, molecular function: zinc ion binding. Bases 1 to 1509 code for a protein of 502 amino acids. NCBI's taxonomy places the organism in Eukaryota, Viridiplantae, Streptophyta, Magnoliopsida, Caryophyllales, Amaranthaceae. The transcript has 3 exons. The record is from RefSeq and is a predicted model, not a curated record.